AUGCAAGAAAUCCUUGUCAAUCGGUGCGAAGUUUUGGAAGAAAAGAAUUGUACUGAAAAACGUCGUUGCCGAUGUUUGUCAUAUGAUAAGAGUUGUUGGCCAAAUUCUUCCGCAUGGCAAACAUUCAACGAAUCGGUUAAUGGACAGCUCGUCUCAGUUCGACCAUCUGCGGCUCCUUGUAAUUCAAAUCCGUUGAAUGUCGAGGCAUGUACCACAGCUCGACAGCAAUGGAGAAACGCUGUUUGGCGAAGCGAUCAGCCUGGCGCAAUGCAAAAUCAUAAUUGGGAAAAUAGUUCAUGUUCAGUAUUCUAUAACAGUACUUCAUGUCAUCAAGGUUCUGUACCAAUCUUAGCAGUGAAUGCCACAUUGCCUGAACAUGUCGAAGCAACUAUACGAUUUGUUGAGAAAUACAACUUACGACUUGUUGUGAAAGCUACAGGACAUGAUUUUUUUGGUCGAUCCACAGCUGUCGGAUCGUUACUUCUUUGGUUACAUCAUAUGAAAAAUCGUACACUUAUACCGAAAUGGUCGUCGUGUCGAGGAGAGACUUUCGAAAAUGUGAUUCGUGUUGAUGCAGGUGUGCAAUGGGGUGAAGUAUAUCGAUGGUUAGCAACAUAUAAUCUAAUUGCCAUUGGUGGAGCAUCGGCUACAGUUGGUGCUACUGGUGGUUUCUUACAAGGUGGUGGUCAUGGUCCGCUAACACCUUGGAAAGGUUUAGCUGUCGAUCAAGUUCUUCAGUUCGAAGUCGUCUUAGCUGAUGGACGUCGACAAAUAGUAAAUUUUUGUGAAAAUCCUGAUUUAUUCUGGGCGUUACGAGGUGGAGGUGGUGGAACAUUUGCUGUUGUUUUAUCAGCUAUCUUACGAACUUAUCCAACACCAUCGAUCGUCGGCAGCUAUCAAGCAGUCUUUCCACCUACAAAUAGUCGUUAUGCCGAUUUUCUCCAUCAUUUUGUACGAUCAUUACCAGCAUUAUCUAACAUGGGAUGGGCUGGCUACUUUUAUUUGACAGCGAAAACGUUUACACUUGCAUUCCUGUCACCGAACGGUAAUUAUUCCACAGCAUACCAAUCAAUGCAUCAAUUAUUUCAUAAUUUUUCCGAUUUGAAUUUUACGGAACCAUAUGUGUUUACAUUACCUACAUUUUUGGAUUUCUUUUCUGCUCUGAUGGAGGCCACUAAUGAGAAUGGUGACAACUUUAUCAUGGGCUCUCGUCUUCUUCCUGAAGCAAUCAUUCGUAAUCAACCACAGCAAGUAGCAGAUGCAUUUCUACGAAUUAUAGAUAGUGAACAAGACCUUCUCGUUGGACAUUUCACUGCUGGUGGUAAAGUUUCAGAUACAACACAGAACAACAGUGUCAAUCCUCUGUGGCGUACAGCACUUUUACACAUGCUUUCUGCACAAUUUUGGCUUGAUGAAACACCCAUAGAAGAUCAAGUCGAACUAGCUAAACGUGUGACGCAAAAUGUCGGAAUUUUACAAACUGUUUCGGGAGGCGAACAAUCCGGUGCGUAUCUCAAUGAAGCUGAUCCAAAUGAAGUCAAUUGGCAGCAAAAAUUCUUCGGUACACGAGAACAUUAUAACCGACUAAAAACAAUCAAAGAUCGAGUUGAUCCGAAUGGAUUGUUUGUUUGUAAUAAAUGUGUCGGCAGUGAUGACUGGACGGAAGAUUUAAAUUGUCCAAAUCCGAAACGAUCGAUUGCAAAUAAGCACAACUUGUUUUUACCACUUGUCUUAAUUGCAAAAUUCCUUCUAUCGUAUUUUAAAAUCGAUGCUUAA
Adineta ricciae is the source of this 1776-nucleotide messenger RNA. NCBI's taxonomy places the organism in Eukaryota, Metazoa, Rotifera, Eurotatoria, Adinetida, Adinetidae. The record is from the annotation of a GenBank genome assembly.